Molecule: messenger RNA, 1616 nt
Organism: Dama dama (fallow deer)
Lineage: Eukaryota; Metazoa; Chordata; Mammalia; Artiodactyla; Cervidae
Gene: TM6SF1
Product: transmembrane 6 superfamily member 1
Exons: 10
Coding region: 65-1177 (370 amino acids)
Cellular component (GO): lysosomal membrane
Source: RefSeq, a predicted model, not a curated record
GCCGGAAGCUGGGGCGGGGCGCCCGCGCGGGAUGCGGUGAAGGGCGAGCGGCGCGGCAGCGGCGAUGAGUGCCUCGGCGGCCACGGGGGUCUUCGUGCUGUCCCUCUCGGCCAUCCCAGUCACCUACGUCUUCAACCACCUGGCUGCCCAACACGAUUCCUGGACAAUUGUGGGGGCUGCUGCCGUUGUCCUGCUCCUGGUGGCCCUGCUGGCUCGUGUCCUGGUCAAAAGAAAACCCCCUCGGGACCCACUGUUCUAUGUGUAUGCGGUGUUCGGAUUUACCAGCGUCGUAAACCUCAUCAUAGGACUGGAGCAAGAUGGAAUCAUCGACGGGUUCAUGACGCACUACCUGAGAGAGGGUGAACCGUAUCUGAACACGGCCUAUGGACAUAUGAUCUGCUACUGGGACGGCUCUGCUCAUUAUCUGAUGUAUCUGGUGAUGGUGGCAGCCAUAGCCUGGGAGGAAAGUUAUAGAACCAUUGGCCUAUAUUGGGUCGGAUCUAUUAUUAUGAGCAUUGUUGUUUUUGUGCCAGGAAACAUUGUAGGGAAGUAUGGAACACGUAUUUGCCCUGCCUUUUUCUUAAGCAUACCAUAUACUUGUCUUCCUGUCUGGGCUGGUUUCAGAAUCUAUAAUCAGCCAUCAGAAAAUUAUAAUUAUCCCUCAAAGGUCAUUCAAGAGGUCCAAGCAAAAGACCUGCUGAGAAGACCUUUUGAUUUAAUGUUGGUUUUGUGUCUCCUUCUGGCGACUGGAUUUUGCGUGUUUAGAGGCUUGAUUGCCUUGGAUUGCCCAGCUGAGCUCUGCCGAUUAUAUACGCAAUUUCAGGAGCCGUACCUAAAGGAUCCUGCUGCUUAUCCUAAAAUCCAGAUGCUGGUGUAUCUGUUCUAUUCCGUCCCUUACUUUGUGAUCGCGCUUUAUGGCUUGGUGGUUCCCGGAUGCUUCUGGAUGCCCGAUAUAACCCUGAUACAUGCUGGAGGUCUAGCUCAGGCUCAGUUUUCUCACAUCGGUGCUUCUCUUCAUGCUAGAACUGCUUAUGUCUACAGAGUCCCUGAAGAAGCGAAAAUCAUUUUUUUAGCCUUAAACAUAGCAUAUGGAGUUCUUCCCCAGCUCCUGGCCUAUCGCUGUAUCUACAGACCCGAAUUCUUCAUAAAAACAAAGGCAGAUGAAAAAGUUGAAUAAAAACAUUGUUUUAUGUUCUUUCUCUCCAGAUGACUGACUUUUGCUAUCUUGGUACCUAUAUGUGGUCCCAUUCUUCUCGUACAGGAACAUUUACGAAUACAUCAAUUCUUGCUCUGUACUCUGUACCAUGGGAAUUAUGUGGGUAAAUCUUUUUUUGAAGGAAAGUUGAAGUUAUUCAGAAAGUCUGUUUAAAGAGAUACAUUUCAAGGUAUUUGUGAAUAAACAACCACCUAUCUCAAUAUUCUGUUUGCAUAUAUUAAAUAUAAGUGUGAAAAAUUACAAUUUAGCUCCUCUAAUAAUGAACAUGAAAAGGAAACUAUUUGAAAGUGAAAAUGGCCUAUGCAUAUUAAAAAUUUCAAACCAGCAAAUACAGAUUGGAGAAAUAUUUUUGCAUAUAAGAUGUAUAUGCUUUAUGAUCAACCUCAUUAUAAAAGACAAA